This is a messenger RNA of Diaporthe batatas, 744 nucleotides long. RefSeq lists its product as uncharacterized. The transcript has a single exon. Lineage: Eukaryota; Fungi; Ascomycota; Sordariomycetes; Diaporthales; Diaporthaceae. The record is from RefSeq and is a predicted model, not a curated record. The coding region runs from base 1 to 744 and encodes 247 amino acids.
AUGUUCUUGGCAGGCCCGCUGCUCGCCGAGGCAUCACUCACAUGGCCGCCGCAUUCCAUAUACGACACCAUAGACGAACAUGGCACGGCCGGAGGUGGCGACCAGGACGGCCGGGGCCAAGUCAAAAACAGCAGGGUGAUCCACCUGCUCGGCCACUUCACUACCAUCUCGUGGUUCCUGCUCGGAUGUCACCUGUGCUCCUGGCCGGAGACCCUAGGUGCGCAAACCCCAGGGUACCGCACGCUGGCCGCAAGGUACACACCGGCCCCAUACCAUGGCGAUGAGACAAUGACACAGUUGUUCUGGCUGUCCUGGGGCGGCGUACUCGUCAUGAUGGCAGUAAUGUACUCACCACCUCUCCGGCGAAGCAGUCUCGACGAGCCUCUGCUGCAGCGCCUGUUCACGAACCGCUUUGCGGCAUACCUGGGCGAGAUCAGCUACUCUAUGUAUCUCUGCCACAGCAGUGUGAAUGAGAUUGUCGGCAUGCGGUAUAUGCGACCCGCCUGGUUCGCGUGGAUGGAGACGAACAGAGAGGCUGCGUCCCUGGUGCAUCAGAACCGGACUGAUGCCGCGGCGACAUUGAUGGACGCUGCGAAUACGAGAUUUUUGACAAGGUGGGCACUCGGCAUGUUUGUAAACACAUUGGUACUAUUUUGGGUCAGCGACCUAUUCAAUAGGGCCGUGGACGCAAGAUCUGUGAGGUUUACAAAGAAGAUCAGUGAAUGGGCAAGGAGGAGGUUUUAA